AUGUCAGAUAAAGACAUUCAUCAAGAUAAAUAUAGCGAAUUACGAAGUAAGUAUAAAUACUUCAUCGAUUCAUUUAAUGCUUUGUACCAGCUAAAAGCAGAAAAUGAAGAAGAUUUAAACAAGAUUUACAAAAUGAUCAAAACAGAAUUGAUUGAUUCAAGGAAAUAUCUCCCUGUAAACAUUAUAAGAGACAUUAUAAAUAUUAUUCCGUUUAAUAAUCGCUAUACAAAGGAAUAUUUAUCUCUUGCCAAACUCAUUUCUGAUGAUUACCAUAUAAAAGAGGUCAACAAUGUUAUAGAUAUUUCAAAUUUCCUGUUUUAUAAAGAAUAUGGCAUUAAGUUAACUAAGUUUUAUGAAUUCGAAAAUAAUAACAUAGAAAAUCUCGAUGUUCUGACAGAAAAUACAAUUUACAGAGCAAUUAUGAAUAAUGAUUUAGAGAGAUUCAUUUCAUUCACAGAAUUGGAAGGGUUUGAUAAAAAUCAAAGACUUAAAAGCGAAUUAUAUCCAUGUUUUUUCAAAGAUUAUUCAUUACUUGAAUUAUGUUGUUACCACGGAGCAGUUGAUUGUUUCAAGUUUUUAAGAACCAGAUUUAACUUAAAAAUAACUGAAGAAUGCCUAGAAUUUUCAUUUUUAGGUGGAAAUCAAGAGAUCAUGAGUGAGUGUUUAAAAUAUCAAAAACCUAAUAAAAUGUGCAUGAAGUAUGCAAUCAUUUCACACAACAUUGAUUUUGUUACAUUCUUGAUGAAUGAAUACAAUAUGGAGAUAGAUUUGAAUUUUUGUGGAAAGAGUAAUAAUCUUGAAUCAUUUUUAGUUUAUUUUGAUCAAACUAAUGAUAUUAACAUAGUCUUUGUUUACUCAACGAUGUUUGAAAUCCCAUCCUUUUGCGAAUACCUCCUUUCACAAGGUGCAAAAAUCAAUGAAAAAGAUGCAAAUGGAAAAACAGCUCUUCAUAUUGCAGCAGAUAGUAAUAGUAAAGACAUGGUUGAAUUUCUUAUUUCGCAUGGGGCAAAUAUCAAUGAAAAAGAUAAAUAUGGAUUCACCGCUCUUCAUAUUGUAGCAGAAAAUAAUAAUCUAGAAUUAGCUGAACUUCUUAUUGCACAUGGUGCAAAUAUCAAUGAAAAAGAUAAAAAUGGAAAAACAGCUCUUCAUAUUGCAAUAGAAAAUAAAUGCAAAGAAACCGCAGAACUUCUUAUUAUACAUGGUGCAAAUAUCAAUGAAAAAGAUAAAUAUGGAAAAACAGCUCUACAUAUUGCAAUAGAAAAUAAUAACGAAAUAACUGAACUUCUUAUUUUACACAAUGCAAAUAUCAACGAAAAAGAUGGGAAUGGAAAAACCGCUCUUCAUCUUGCAAUGGAUAAUAAUUGCAAAGAAAUAGCUGAACUUCUUAUUUUACACGGUGCAAAUAUCAAUGAAAGAAAUAUUUAUGGAUUCACCGCUCUUCAUAUUGCAGCACGAAAUAGUAAAGAAACAACAGAACUUCUCAUUUUACAUGGUGCAAAUAUCAAUGAAAAAGAUAAAUAUGGAAAAACAGCUCUCCAUAUUGCAAUAGAAAAUAAUAACGAAAUAGCUGAACUUCUUAUUUUACACAAUGCAAAUAUCAACGAAAAAGAUGGGAAUGGAUUUACUGCUCUUCAUCUUGCAACAUUAAAAAAAGCAAGGAAACGGCAGAAUAUCUUAUUACACAUGGUGCCAAUAUCAAUGAAAAAAAUAAUAAUGGAUUCACACCUCUUCGUCUUGCAGAAGAUCGUAAUUAUACAGAAACAGCCAAACUUCUUAUUUCAUAUGGCGCAAAAAAUAGUGUUCAUGCAUAAUAUACUUCUUUUUUUGAUAUUAUCGAAGAUGAAUUUCAUUAGAAAUAAAAAGUAA
This is a messenger RNA of Trichomonas vaginalis G3, 1866 nucleotides long. Its product is annotated as ankyrin repeat and SOCS box-containing protein 4 family. NCBI's taxonomy places the organism in Eukaryota, Parabasalia, Trichomonadida, Trichomonadidae. The transcript has a single exon. The record is from RefSeq and is a predicted model, not a curated record. Bases 1 to 1866 code for a protein of 621 amino acids. Gene Ontology annotation, molecular function: protein binding.